AGGUGGGUGCACUCAACGGAAUGAUUAGGUUGGACAAUUGAAAUUUGCUUGCAGGCUAUCAACAGUUUGAAGAAUGUAGAUUCCACUGCUCUGCUUCAGUUUCUUCAGCCAAUAUUGAAUAUGCUUCUCCAUCUAAUCGGCAAUGGUGGAGAAACCCUCCAGGUUGCGGCCUUUAGAGCCAUGGUUAAUAUUCUAACACGGGUGCAACAAGAGUCUGUUGAUGAGGCUGAAAGAAAUAUUUUUCUAGUAAACUAUGUUGAUUAUGCUUUUGAUGAUUUUGGGGGUCGUCAACCACCGGUGUAUCCUGGUUUGUCCACUGUGUGGGGAAGUUUGGCUCGCAGUAAGGCCAAAGGUUACCGCGUAGGGCCAGUGUAUGAUGAUGUCUUGGCAAUGGCUUGGUUUUUCCUUGAGUUAAUUGUCAAGUCGAUGGCAUUGGAGCAGACUCGGUUGUUUUAUCAUAACCUUCCACUGGGUGAAGAUGUACCCCCAAUGCAGUUGAGAGAUGGUGUGUUUAGAUGUGUUGUGCAACUGUAUGAUUGCCUUCUAACAGAAGUGCAUGAGCGUUGCAAGAAGGGGUUAAGCUUGGCAAAACGUUUGAACAGCAGUUUGGCUUUCUUUUGUUAUGACCUUUUGUCUAUCAUUGAGCCUCGCCAAGUUUUUGAAUUGGUAUCCUUGUACCUGGACAAGUUCUCUGGGGUCUGUCAGUCAGUUCUGCAUGAUUGCAAACUUACAUUUCUCCAGAUCAUUUGUGAUCAUGAUCUUUUCGUGGAGAUGCCUGGGCGUGAUCCUUCAGAUAGGAACUACCUUUCAUCUGUCUUAAUACAAGAGCUUUUCCUUACUUGGGAUCAUGAUGAUUUGUCUCAGCGGGCAAAAGCAGCUAGAAUCUUGGUAAUACUUUUGUGCAAGCAUGAGUUUGAUGCUCGUUACCAGAAGCCUGAAGAUAAAUUAUAUAUUGCGCAGCUAUAUUUUCCGCUUGUUGGACAGAUUCUAGAUGAAAUGCCUGUCUUUUACAAUCUGAGUGCCGUUGAAAAGCGUGAAGUCUUAGCCGUCAUUUUGCAAAUAGUACGCAAUCUGGAUGAUGCAUCACUUGUCAAGGCGUGGCAGCAAAGCAUUGCUCGUACCAGAUUAUUUUUUAAACUUUUGGAGGAAUGCUUAAUUCUCUUCGAGCACACUAAACCUUCUGAUAGCAUGCUUCUGGGCUGUAGUUCUCGCAGUCCAGUUGGGGACGGACCUGCUUCCCCGAGGUAUUCUGAUAGGCUUUCUCCUGCAAUUAAUCAUUAUCUUUCUGAGGCAUCGCGGCAAGAAGUCAGACCUCAGGGAACACCUGAGAAUGGGUAUUUGUGGCAGAGGGUCAAUUCCCAGCUAAGCUCCCCUAGCCAGCCAUAUUCCUUAAGGGAAGCUCUUGCUCAGGCGCAAUCUUCCAGAAUUGGAGCUUCAACCCAAGCACUGCGGGAAUCUUUGCACCCAAUAUUGAGGCAGAAGCUGGAGCUUUGGGAAGAAAACCUGAGUGCUGCUGUCAGUCUUCAAGUUUUGGAAAUCAUAGGGAAAUUUUCCCGGACUGCAGCAUCCCACAGCAUUGCAACUGAUUAUGGAAAACUUGAUUGCAUCACUUCUAUCUUUAUGAGCUUCUUCUCACGAAAUCAGCCACUUGCUUUCUGGAAAGCUAUGUUCCCGGUGUUCAACAGUGUAUUUGAGCUUCAUGGAGCAACAUUAAUGGCAAGGGAGAAUGACCGUUUCUUAAAGCAAAUUGCUUUCCAUCUUCUUCGUCUCGCAGUUUUUAGGAAUGACAAUAUGAGGAAAAGGGCUGUUGUUGGGCUCCAGAUACUUGUUCGGAGCUCUUUUUCUUACUUUGUGCAGACAGCGAGGUUAAGGGUCAUGUUGAUUAUUACAUUGUCAGAGUUGAUGUCUGACGUUCAAGUAACACAGAUGAAAUCUGAUGGGACACUUGAAGAAAGUGGAGAAGCACGUCGACUUCGGAAAUCUUUGGAGGAAAUGGCAGAUGAAUCCAAGAGUGGCAACUUGUUGAACGAGUGUGGACUUCCAGAGGAUGCACUUAUUGCCAUUCCAGAAACAUUGGCGGAGAACCGGUGGUCCUGGUCAGAGGUGAAUUUUCUCUCUGUCAGUCUUCUUCUGGCUCUUGAUGCUAGCCUGGAACAUGCACUUCUGGGAUCUGUUAUGACCAUGGAUAGAUAUGCUGCUGCAGAGAGCUUCUAUAAACUUGCGAUGGCGUUUGCUCCUGUUCCAGAUUUACACAUAAUGUGGUUAUUGCAUUUAUGCGAUGCCCAUCAGGAGAUGCAGUCUUGGGCUGAAGCUGCCGAGUGCGCUGUUGCUGUUGCUGGUGUAGUGAUGCAGGCCCUGGUGAGCAGAAAUGAUGGAGUCUGGAGCAGUGAUCAUGUGAGUGUGCUACGCAAAAUAUGUCCCAUGGUCAGCGGUGAAAUAUCUGGUGAGGCCUCAGCAGCAGAGGUAGAAGGUUACGGUGCUUCAAAACUGACAGUUGACUCAGCUGUGAAAUACCUACAGCUUGCAAACAAGCUUUUCUCUCAAGCUGAGCUCUACCAUUUCUGUGCAAGCAUUCUAGAACUCGUAAUUCCUGUUUAUAAGAGCAGGAGGGCAUACAGUCAGCUAGCGAAAUGCCACACGAUGCUAACCAAUAUCUAUGAAUCAAUUCUUGAGCAGGAGUCGAGCCCAAUACCAUUCUCCGAUGCCACAUAUUAUCGGGUGGGAUUCUAUGGCGAAAAAUUUGGUAAGCUCGAUAGAAAAGAAUAUGUAUACAGAGAACCUCGUGAUGUACGGUUGGGUGAUGUGAUGGAGAAACUCAGUCAUAUAUACGAGUUGAAGAUCAAUGGAAAUCAGACCUUGCACAUAAUUCCAGAUUCUAGACAAGUUAAAGCAGAAGAGUUGCAGCCUGGGGUUUGCUACCUGCAGAUAACUGCUGUUGAUCCAGUUAUGGAAGAUGAAGAUCUGGGAAGCAGAAGGGAGAGAAUAUUUUCUCUUUCUACCGGAAGUGUCCGUGCACGUGUCUUUGAUCGCUUCUUGUUUGAUACUCCUUUUACGAAAAAUGGCAAGACUCAAGGUGGGUUGGAGGACCAAUGGAAGCGACGCACUGUUCUUCAGACAGAGGGCUCUUUCCCUGCAUUAGUGAACCGGCUCAUGGUUAUUAACUCAGAAUGUCUUGAGUUCUCUCCAGUAGAGAAUGCAAUUGGAAUGAUUGAAACUCGGACUGCUGCUCUUCGAAAUGAGCUUGAAGAACCACGCAGCUCCGAAGGGGAUCAGCUCCCGCGUCUCCAGAGUCUACAGAGAAUACUUCAAGGCUCUGUUGCUGUUCAAGUAAACAGUGGAGUCCUGAGUGUGUGCACAGCUUUCCUCUCAGGUGAGCCUGCAACACGGCUGCGCUCACAGGAGCUUCAGCAACUCAUUGCUGCACUCCUUGAAUUUAUGGCCGUCUGCAAGCGUGCCAUCCGAGUUCACUUUAGGUUGAUUGGGGAGGAAGACCAGGAUUUCCACACACAGCUUGUGAAUGGGUUUCAGUCACUCACUGCAGAGUUAUCUCACUACAUCCCUGCAAUUCUCUCCGAGCUUUGACAGUGUCUUACAUUGCUCUUUGUUGCAGAGAUUUUACUGUAUGUGUGUAAUUUUAGUUAUGCUCAGCUUCUUUGCACUUGUUCAUAUAUUUAUCUUGAAUUUUUUUCUAUGUAUUAUGUGUUCAUCCUAAUCUUGCCUGUGCUUGCUUCUCCAAGGGCUUCUGUGGGGGCAUUGUCAAGUUGUACAUCCAAUCUCUGUAGUAAAGAUAGUCUUAAUAGAGGCUUGUGGCUUGAAUUGAGGGCAAGUUGUAUUUUGUUCAACCGAUGAAUAGGCUGGCUGGCUCGAAAACAUUGUAGUGCCAAAUGAACUAAGACUUGUCUUCUCUAAUCUGAUCAUUGAAUGAAAUCUGCUAUUGUUAGUGGGAUAAUCAAAUUUCUUCAUG
Messenger RNA from Ilex paraguariensis (yerba mate), 3964 nucleotides. The record is from the annotation of a GenBank genome assembly. NCBI's taxonomy places the organism in Eukaryota, Viridiplantae, Streptophyta, Magnoliopsida, Aquifoliales, Aquifoliaceae.